AUGGAUGCCAUCGAGACCCUCCUCUCAUGGGCGGAAACUCAAGGGAUCACAGUAUCCAACGUCGGACCCCGCGUCCUCCCUGGACGAGGCAUAGGAAUCGUCGCGACAUCUCCCAUAAAGAAAGACGACACGAUCCUCGACGUCCCCAUCCCCUGCCUGAAAACCAUCUCAACCAUUCCCAAACCCCUGACCCGCCCCUUCCCUAAAGACACCGCCGUCCACGCCCUCCUCGCCCUCGACAUCGCCCUCGACGAUGCCCCCUCCUUCAAGACCUGGUCCGCCGUCUUCCCCACGCCCCAGGACCUCGCUUCGUGCCCGCUCACCUGGCCCGAAGCCCUGACGUCCCUCCUCCCGCCCGCGGCCUCCUCGCUCCUCGCCGCCCAGCGCGAAAAGUUCGAGUCUCACUGGUCCCUGGUCUCCGCCGCCGCGCUCCCUGGCGGCGCCGCCGUCGGUUACGAAGACUACCGCCACGCGUGGCUCCUCGUCAACUCGCGCACCUUCUACCACGUCACCCCCAAGACGGCCAAACGGCACCGCGACGACCACAUGGUCCUCCAGCCCGUCGCCGAUCUUCUCAACCACGCCCCGCGCGGCUGCUCCGUCGCCUUCGACGCCCGUUCCUUCACCAUUCUCGCCGACAGGGACUACAGCCCCGGCGACGAGAUCCACAUCUGCUACGGCCGCCACAGCAACGACUUCCUCCUCGUCGAGUACGGCUUCGUCAUGGCUCCCGGCGAAAAUGACUGGGACGAGGCGUGCCUCGACGACGUCCUCCUCCCGCGGCUGAGCGACGCCCACCGGCGACGCCUCGAGGAGAGGGGGUUUCUUGGCAAGUACAUGCUCGACGCCGAGACGGUGUGCUACCGGACCCAGGUGGCGCUGCGGACCCUGGUGCUGCCGCCGAGGCGGUGGGCCCAGUUCGUCGACGGUUUCGCCGACGGCGAGGCCGAGCAGCCCGAGGUUGACGAGCUGUUGCGCGAGGUGCUCGCGGCGUACGAUGUCGAGAUCGGGACCAGGAUCGAGACCGCAGGGGCGCUGGACGAGGGAGAGGAGUUCCAGAGGCAGAUGGUCGUGGCACGCUGGAAGCAGAUACAGGGGCUGGUGCGCGCCACGAUACGGAAGCUAGACACAUGA
This is a messenger RNA of Colletotrichum higginsianum IMI 349063, 1134 nucleotides long. RefSeq names its product SET domain-containing protein. The transcript has 2 exons. The coding region runs from base 1 to 1134 and encodes 377 amino acids. Lineage: Eukaryota; Fungi; Ascomycota; Sordariomycetes; Glomerellales; Glomerellaceae. The record is from RefSeq and is a predicted model, not a curated record. Gene Ontology annotation, biological process: peptidyl-lysine trimethylation; peptidyl-lysine monomethylation. Gene Ontology annotation, molecular function: protein binding; protein-lysine N-methyltransferase activity.